Molecule: messenger RNA, 1908 nt
Organism: Mesorhabditis belari
Lineage: Eukaryota; Metazoa; Nematoda; Chromadorea; Rhabditida; Rhabditidae
Source: the annotation of a GenBank genome assembly
AUGGAUUCGAUCAAAUAUCUCGCGGAUUGCCUCUAUUUCAUCGUCGUUUUGGUACUUUCUGCGAUGGUGCUAGUGCAAUGUGGAAAGGGUCGAAAAACGGAAAAAGGUCUUCAACUGGGUGAGAAGAGCAAGCGACAGAAAAAAUCCGAACGACAAAAGUUAGAAAGAAAGAAGGGCUCAAUGAAGUCGAAGAGAUCGAUCAAAGAGAAGCUACUUGCACCCUGGAAAUCAUUCAAGGAGAAACACACUGGAAAGAGCAAGAAGAAAGACGAUGACGAGAAAGAAGAAAAAAACAAAACGAAGUUGAAAUUGGAUAAGAGCUCGCUUCGGACUGCUCGCGAACAAUCGCUCGAUGAUCGGAAGAAUAGGCGCCGAGAUCGAGAUGGAGUUCCCGAUGGAAGUGCUCGCCGAAAAUCGUCCCAGGUUGAACGUAAUAGAGACUCUAGCCGUCGUCGCCGUGAAGCCAAAUCCAAGCUUGAAGCCGACGUUGCCGCUGCACAAGAGCGUGAAAGGGCGAGGGCUCGUUCAAAACGCGACUCGAAACGUGGCUUAUCAAGCGGAUUACCGGUUGUUGUGCCGGCUGUUGUACCUGCACCACGCAGCAAACGUGACGAUGUUAACGCGAAUCUGAACAAAUCAGAAAAGUCUGUGAAGUCCCAGAAGUCGUCUGUGAGGUUGGCAAGAUCGAAAUCAUCAUCGAAAGGCUCGCAACAAAGCACCAAAGUUGACAGUCUCAAAGGGGGAAGCAAACACUCAAAGAAAUCAUUAAAUGAAGCUGAACUGAAUGCUCGCUUGAAAGUGAAUGCCAUCAAAAAUGCGAAGGCCCGUUCUACUACCUCAACUGGUGAGAAGAGCAACAAGAAGCGCCCAAAAGGCUCCAAAGAGCGUCAAACGAAAAUGGGCAAAGUCAACUCGUCACCCAUCAAAACGAUCAAAUCCACCAAGGAGAAGGUUGCAAAGAGCUUGUCUGGCUCGAUUGAGGCUCCGAAAGAAGUGAAAGGAUCACCCGGACUCGAGCCACCACCACCUCAACCAGUGUCACAAAGCAAUGAACAGAAGAAACAAAAUUCCCCCGUUCAAGAUGAUGUGAAGACACCAAAAUCGACGAAUGUGCCCAAAUUUGAAUUGGAGUACAUCAUGGUCCCUGAGAAACCCGUUGAGAGCAAAUUGGUGAAGGUGGAGAAAAUCGAGCCAUCCCAUGCACAAGAGGAUUCAACAAAGAAGAAGCCUGAUAUCGAUUCAUCCAAAAAACCAAAAGAUUUGGAAAUGCCGAAACCCAAAGAAACUGAGUGGGUGAAGACGAAGAAAAGCGAACAAAAGAUAGCAGCCGAUUCGGAGAAGAGAGAAGAGAAGUCAGCACCUAACAAAGCAUUGGAAUCAACCACGAAGGUUUUGAAAAAAGAGUUGCACGAGGAGAUUAAAACGAAAAAGUUGACCAAAUCGGUGUUGGGUCUGUUGUCGAAGAUCACCUCGAAGAAGUCAAACGAUGAAAAAAGGGAAGAAGCGAAGAAGGCAAAGAAAGAUCGGAAAGUGAAAGAAAUCCUAAAAGAAAAACCAACAGAAUCGGACAAAGCGACAAAGAAUGAAUCAGAAAAGGAAAAUGGAUCGAAGGAUUCGACAAAAUCGUCAAAGUUCGAUCAGAAAGCAAAUGAACCGAUGAAGUCAACAAAAAUUAACGAAUUCGCCAAAUCGACUACUCAGAAGACCGAGGAAAAGAAGAAGGUGGACAAACCGACAAAGCCAAAAGAUGAAACCAGUCGAUCUAAAGCGAAGUUGGAGAAGAAAACGGAUAAGGAAUCAACUGAGUCGACGAAGAAGAGCUUCCUCAAGGGACUUUUCGAGAAAUCGAAGAAGAAAUUGGACAGCAACAAGAAAGAUGACAAAAAGGAGAAAAAGUUGGGGCUCAUU